Molecule: messenger RNA, 12501 nt
Organism: Platichthys flesus (European flounder)
Lineage: Eukaryota; Metazoa; Chordata; Actinopteri; Pleuronectiformes; Pleuronectidae
Gene: fryb
Product: furry homolog b (Drosophila)
Exons: 67
Coding region: 687-9989 (3100 amino acids)
Biological process (GO): cell morphogenesis; neuron projection development
Cellular component (GO): site of polarized growth; cell cortex
Source: RefSeq, a predicted model, not a curated record
ACACAAGGGGGCCAGUUAGGAAAACCCCUAGAGAGAGAGAAAAGGAAAGGCAAGACAGUGUGAGGGAGAGGAAAUGAGACAACCACCCAAACUUCCCAAACCACCCUAUCAAGCUGCGCUCUUGGAAUUGGAUCCCUCCCUCGUUCACCACCUGAGAGCAGAGAAACACAGUUGUGCCUCAGAGAGGAGUGAGGAAGACCGAGAGAGCUAAACAAAGAACAGGUGAGAGCAAAAGAGGACAGCUGAACUUUUACGUUCAAUGAACUUGUCUCUCAAACACAAGAAGACCCGGAGGUUGUACAUUUUUUUUGUUUAAGAAGAAGAGAGAGGAAAAGGGAUCGUGAAAAGGUGAACCUGAACUCUCAAGAGAGCCUGUGUAACUGGAACAACAAAGCAAUGAGCUCACUAUCUCGGGAUUGAAUGAACUCAACGUAAAUCCUUGUGAGAAGAAACUGGAAACCAAAACGUGGACAAGAGAAGAAGAAUGAGAUGAAGAAAGGGAAAACCGGGAUAUUGGGACUACCUGAGCACUUUGUUUUAAACUCUUUUUUAAGUUAUUUUUUUAUUAAUGUUUUUUUUUUAAUGCUUUUUUUACCAACUUACUGUCCAAUCAUCAUGUAGCUAGUUCUGUGGAUGGCCAGGUUUGGACAGUAGAGUAACGAGGAGUGGGUUGAAAUAGUGGAGACAUGUCUCUUGAGGAUGUAGGGAGCAUGAACGGUCUUGGGGUUGAGAGCGGUGCUUCAGACCACUUCGAUGGCAAGUCUCUGAGCCCAGGUCAGGACCCGGAUCUGGAGAACCAGAGCCAGAGCCAGGACGGCAUAUUUCUGGAGCACAUGGCCUCUCUGUCGAUGGACAUGUUUGACCCCAGUGACUUUACCGGGAGGUUCAGUAAGAUCCAGUCGAGGUCCAGAAAGCGCACAAGGAUAAUCAGAGCCUCUCCCGUGGGUCUGAAACCACCACUCCCACCAGUCAGUGGAACCUUGGGAGAGAGAAGGGGUCCUGUCAUCAUGGCGCCCGUCAACGUGGACCCUGAGAGCAAGCCGGGCGAGUUCGUCCUGAAAAGCCUGUUUGCCAACUUCACCUUGCUCUCCGAACGCAAGAUCCGCAUCAUCAUGGCCGAACCACUGGAGAAGCCACUUAACAAAUCACUACAGAGAGGAGAAGACCCACAGUUCGACCAGCUGAUCAGCUCCAUGAGUUCUCUGGCCGAGUACUGCCUGCCGUCCAUCCUGAGGACUCUGUUCGACUGGUACAAGAGGCAGAACGGCCUGGAGGACGAGUCCCACGAGUAUCGACCCAGGGCCAACACCAAGUCAAAAAAUGAUGAACAACAGAAGGACUACUUGUUGGAGAGAAGAGAUCUGGCAAUAGACUUCAUCUUUUCUUUAGUGCUUAUAGAGGUUUUAAAGCAGAUCCCACUCCAUCCUCUGUUGGAUGGACUCAUCCAAGAAGUUAUAAACCUGGCCUUCAAGCACUUCAGAUAUAAGGAAGGGUAUCUGGGACCCAACACUGGGAACAUGCACAUCGUGGCUGACCUCUACGCUGAAGUAGUGGGAGUCGUGGCUCAAUCCAGGUUCCCAGCAGUGAGGAAGAAGUUCAUCUCCGAGCUGAAGGAGCUGAGGCAGAAGGAGCAGAGCCCCUAUGUCAUCCAGUCCACCAUCAGCCUCAUCAUGGGCCUCAAGUUCUUCCGCAUCAAAAUGUACCCGGUGGAAGACUUUGAAGCCUCCUUCCAGUUCAUGCAGGAGUGUGCGCAGUAUUUCCUGGAAGUGAAGGAUAAAGACAUUAAACACUCAUUAGCCGGACUCUUUGUGGAGAUACUCGUACCUGUAGCUGCUACUGUGAAGAAUGAGGUGAACGUGCCGUGUCUUCGAAAUUUUGUAGAAAGUUUGCACGACACAACGCUGGACCUGUCCUCCAGGAAGAAACACUCUCUGGCUCUGUAUCCUCUGGUGACCUGCCUGCUGUGUGUCAGUCAGAAGCAGUUCUUCCUCAGCCGCUGGCACAUUUUCCUCAACAACUGCCUCUCCAACCUCAAGAAUAAAGAUCCCAAGAUGGCACGUGUGGCUCUGGAAUCCCUCUACCGUCUACUGUGGGUUUACAUGAUCCGAAUAAAGUGCGAGAGCAACACUGGAACACAGAGUCGGCUGACGUCCAUCACCUCCACUCUGUUCCCCAAAGGGAGUCGUAGCGUCGUGCCCAGAGACAUGCCGCUUAACAUCUUUGUCAAGAUUAUCCAGUUUAUUGCUCAGGAGAAACUGGAUUUCGCCAUGAAGGAGAUCAUCUUUGACCUGCUGAGUGUUGGGAAGCCUGCCAAAGCUUUCAGUCUGAACCCAGAGCGUAUGAACAUUGGUCUGCGGGCGUUUCUGGUGAUCGCAGAUGCUCUGCAGCAGAAGGACGGAGAGCCUCCUAUGCCCAACACAGGAGCCACCCUGCCCUCUGGAAACUCUCUGAAGAAGAAGAAAACUUAUCUCAGCAAGACGCUCACUGAAGAGGAAGCCAAGCUAAUAGGUAUGUCCUUGUACUACUCCCAGGUACGAAAGGCACUGGACAGCAUCCUCAGACAUUUGGACAAGGAGGUGGGACGCUGCAUGAUGCUCACCAGCGCCCAGAUGCUCAACAAAGAACCAGAGGACAUGAUCACUGGUGAACGGAAGCCUAAGAUUGACCUGUUCAGAACGUGCGUAGCUGCUAUUCCUCGCAUCCUCCCUGAUGGCAUGUCCAAACCUGAGCUCAUUGACCUGCUCUCACGACUCACUGUGCACAUGGACGACGAGCUUCGUCUCAUUUCCCAGAACUCCCUGCAGAGCCUGUUACUGGAUUUCUCUGACUGGAGGGAAGACGUUCUGUUUGGUUACACGCAUUUCCUUCUACGUGAGGUUCAAGACACACAUCAGGGUCUGCAGGAUGCAUCAGUGAAGCUUCUCCUCCAGCUGCUCACACAGUGGAGGUUAGCUCUGCAGCUCCAGGGGAAGACGCGAGGCGGAGUCGAGUCAAGCCCCAGACUUCCAGAACGAAGCCCUCAUUGCUCAGUGCUGCAUGCGGUCGAGGGCCUGGCUCUGCUGCUCCUCUGCUCGUGUCAGAUCAGCACGAGGAAGCUGGCGGUUGGCGUGUUGAGAGAAAUACGUUGCCUCUUCACAGCUCUGGGACAUGCUGAGGAUGAUGACAAACCAAUGAUAGAGGUCAUGGACCAGCUGAGCCCAGCUGUAAUGGACAGCUUUGUUCAUGUGGCUGUCUCUGACUCGUCCACCUUGCCGCUGAACCACCACGUUGACCUCCAGUGGCUGGUGGAGUGGACGGCUCGACUGGUGAGCAGCUCCUAUGAUGUGAAGAGCCCGAGCCACGUCUGGAUUUUUGCCCAGUGCCUGAAGGACCCAUGGGUGCUCUGUCUGCACAUCUUCUUGCGACAGGAGCACCUGCCCAAGCACUGCCCCACCGCCCUGGGAUAUGCCUGGCCCUACGCGUUUACAAGGCUCCAGCUUCUACUUCCUCUGGUUGACCCCAACAGCCCGGUGAACGCUAAGAAGACCAGUACAGCGGGCUCCAGUGACAACUACAUCUCACUGUGGCGUAACUACCUGAUCAUGUGUCUGGGGGUGGCUAAGCCCAGCAUCAUGUCCCCGGGUCACCUCAGGGCUUCCACCCCGGAGAUCACAGCCACCACGCCCGAUGGCAGCGUCACAUACGACAACAAGGUGAUAGGCACUCCCUCAGUGGCCUGGCUUUUAAAGCAGCUCGUCCCGCUGAUGAGAGCUGAGAGUCUGGAGAUCACAGAGUCUCUGGUUCUAGGAUUCGGAUGCACAAACGCUCUUGUCUUCAGGGAACUGGUGGAAGAACUCCAUCCACUGAUGAAGGAAGCACUGGAACGUAGGCCAGAGAACAAGAAACGCAGAGAAAGGAGAGAUCUUCUCAGGCUGCAGCUGCUGAGGAUUUUUGAACUGUUGGCCAACGCAGGAGUUAUCAGUGACAGCACCAACGGAGCACUGGAGCGUGACUCCCUGGCACUGGGUGCCUUGUUCCUGGAGUAUGUGGAUCUAACCCGGAUGCUUCUGGAGGCUGAGAAUGAGAAGGAGCUGGACGUGCUUAAAGACAUUAGAGCCCAUUUCAGUGCGAUGGUGGCUAAUAUCAUCCAAUGUGUUCCUGUCCACCACAGGCGCUUCCUCUUCCCUCAACAGUCCCUGAGACACCACCUCUUCAUCCUCUUCAGCCAAUGGGCUGGACCCUUCAGUGUCAUGUUCACACCCCUUGAUCGUUACAGUGACCGCAACCAUCAGAUCACUCGCUACCAGUAUUGUGCUCUCAAGGCUAUGUCGGCAGUUCUGUGUUGUGGUCCAGUGUUUGACAACGUGGGUCUCUCUACUGAUGGAUAUCUCUACAAAUGGCUUGACAACAUCUUGGCCUGCCACGACUUACGGGUGCACCGUCUGGGGUGUGAGGUGGUGAUCCUGCUCCUAGAACUGAAUCCAGACCAAAUCAAUCUGUUCAACUGGGCAGUGGACCGCUGCUUCACUGGAUCGUACCAGCUGGCGUCCGGCUGCUUCAAAGCCAUUGCCACCGUGUGUGGUAACAGGAAUUACCCAUGUGACCUUGUGACCCUGCUCAAUCUGGUUCUGUUCAAAGCCUCCGACACCAGCAGAGAAAUAUAUGAGAUAUCCAUGCAGCUGAUGCAGGUGCUUGAGUCUAAGCUGUGUGCGUACUCUAAGCGGAUGGUGGAGCAGAAGCCUGGUAACAUUUUGUAUGGAACACACGGCCCCCUGCCCCCCCUCUACAGCGUCAACCUGUCUCAGCUCUCCAUCCAGCUGGCCAGCAUGUACCCGGAGCUCACACUGCCUCUUUUCUCAGAGGUGAGCCAGCGUUUCUCAACAACCCACUCCAAUGGCAGACAGAUCAUGUUGUCCUACCUGCUGCCUUGGCUAAGUAACAUUGAGCUGGUGGACACAGGGCUCCUACCCCCUGCUUCCAGCCCCUGCACACCAGAGGAAGAACCUCGCGGUCAGUCGCGGGGCAUGAAUCUAUCCCCAAGUCUGAGAGGUAACGGCUGGGGCUCCCUGCAGGCGACCUCGCUGGUGCUCAACAACCUCAUGUUCAUGACUGCUAAGUAUGGAGACGAGGUUCCUGGCCCAGAGAUUGAAAACGCCUGGAACGCCCUCGUGUCCAACGAGAGGUGGAGCAACAACUUACGGAUCACCCUGCAGUUCCUUAUCAGCCUGUGUGGAGUCAGUAGUGACACUACACUGUUGCCUUAUAUCAAGAAGGUGGUGAUCUACUUGUGUCGCAACAACACCAUCCAGACUAUGGAGGAGCUCCUGUUUGAGCUGCAGCAGACAGACCCAGUCAACCCAGUGGUGUUGCACUGUGACAACCCUCCCUUCUACCGCUUUGCUGCCAGCAACAAAGCCUCCACCUCACAGACCGGCACCACCUCCAGCAGUAACACUGUGGUGGCCGGUCAGGAGAACCUGCCAGACACAGAUGAGAACAAGCUGGUUAGGGAGGAAGAGCGCAGGGCGAGGGCGCACAACAGACUUGAGUCUCGCUACAGCAACAGCUCUGGAGGUUCCUACGAGGACGAAAAGAGUGACCCUCUCCCACCAUAUGCUGGUUGGCUACUGAGUGUCCUGGAGACCAACCGUCCUCAGCCGUUACCAAUGCCUGUUAACGGUGGCUGCUGGGCUCCUCUGGUUGACUACCUCCCAGAAACCAUUACACCUAGAGGACCACUGCACAGGUGUAACAUUGCGGUGAUAUUCAUGACUGAAAUGGUGGUGGACCACAGUGUGAGAGAAGACUGGGCUUUGCACCUGCCCCUGCUACUCCAUGCCCUUUUCUUGGGCCUGGACCACUACCGGCCAGAGGUCUACGAACACAGCAAGCGCCUCCUUCUCCACCUCCUCAUCGCCCUCUCCUGCAACAACAACUUCCAGGUCAUCGCCUCAGUUCUGAUGCUGACGAGAGAGAUCAGUGACAACAAGACGCUCACGAUCAAGUCCAGCUACCACACAGAGUACCAGCAGUCCCAUGCACCAGACUUCCUGCGAGAGUGGCAGGCCUCUCCAGUGGCCGACUCAGGCCUCUGCUCCACCUCCAACUCGUCCUCUGCCAGUCUGGGUGGCGGCAGCAUUGCGGGCAGUGUUGGAAAUCUGCCACUUGUGACCCCUGAUGACCUGGAGGAUCUUGAAGAUGCGUCCAACGAGACAGAUGAGAAGACAAACAAACUCAUUGAGUUCCUCUCCACAAGAGCGUUUGGGCCGCUGUGGGUGCACGAGGACAUCACACCAAAGAACCCCAACUCCAAGAGCUCGGAGCAGCUCUCCAACUUCUUACGGCACGUCGUCUCUGUCUUCAAGGAGUCCAAGUCUGACUUCCACCUGGAGCAGGAGCUGAGUGACGUGGCUUUACAGACAGCCCUGUGCAGCUCCUCGCGUCACUAUGCCGGCCGCUCUUUCCAGAUCUUCAGAGCCCUCAAACAACCAAUCAACAACCACGCCGUCUCUGACCUGAUCUCACGACUGGUGGAGGUGGUGGGAGAACACGGAGAUGAAGUGCAGGGGUAUGUGAUGGAGGUGCUGUUGACGCUGGAGUCAGUGGUGGUAAAUUUAGCAGAAUGUCUGAAGAACAGCGACCUUAUGGCAGCUCUAACCAGGACGUCCUCACCAGACUUUGUGACCAGUGAAAAACUGAUGAACAGGAAGAGCACGGGCCAGUUGAACUUCCCUGGCCCAGGAUUCGUGGGGUUGUCAUCGCAACGUCAUCAACGCUCCUACUCCGUCCCCAAGAAGUUUGGUGAAUGUAACAACCCGUCGUACGAUCCUCCUCGCAGUGCAACUCUGGAUCGCAUACAGGCCUGCAACAGUCACGGCCUCUCCCGAUCAGGAAGAAUCCCUGGCUCCUGCACGUCAUCCACCAAUCGUAUCGAUCCCAGUGUUCUAUCGGACCCCGCCCACGUUUCUCAUCCCUCAUCGAUACUGGCCACAGUCUUCUGGGUGGCCGUGGCACUCAUGGAGUCGGACUUUGAGUUUGAAUAUCAGAUGUCACUUCGUCUGGUUCACAAGCUGCUUUCAAAGGUUCCUCUGGACAGAGCGGAGAACCGUGAGCGCCUUGAGAAGCUGCAGGCUCAGCUGAGGUGGAGCGGCUUCUCUGGGAUUCAGCAGCUUUUGUUGAAGGGUUUUACCUCCCAGUCCACUUCCGACCUCACCUUGCAGCUCUUCUGCCAGCUCACGCCGGUAUCCCGUGUGCCUGUGGUGGACAGCUCACAGUCUAUAGGUUUCCCUCUGAACGUGCUGUGUCUGCUGCCUCACCUGGUGCUGCACUUUGGCCACCCCACUCAGUUCUGUAAAGAGAGCGCGGAGAGGAUCGCACAGGUGUGUUUGGUGGAGAAGAAAACCAAGCUGUCACAUUUGGCCCAUGUGAUGACGCUCUACAAGACACGCUCCUACACAAGAGACCCUUUCUCCUGGGUCAGUGUGGUUUGUCGCUACCUCCAUGAAGCUUUCUCCGACAUCACACUGAGCAUGGUCACCUAUAUGGCUGAGCUGUUGGAUAAGGGCCUUCCCAGCAUGCAGCAGUCUCUCCUCCAGAUCAUCUACUGUCUGCUCAGUCACAUGGACCUGACGGCUGUUCACGUCAAACAGUUCAAUGCUGAUGUCACCAAGACCAUUGAGAAGUUUGUCCAGACCAUACACUGGAAGGAUGCUCUGAACAUCUUAAAACUCGUGGUAUCACGUUCUGCCAGCCUCGUUCAUCCAGCGUACGGCCACACUCAGGGUGACCUUUCCAACCUCGAGGUCAGCAGGGUGUGGGACGGCUCAGCCAAGGCUCUGCCUGGGAAAACACUGGACUUCACCUUCGACAUCUCAGAGACUCCAGUGAUUGGCCGUCGGUUUGAUGAACUCCAGGGUUCAGGGGGCAGAGAGGGGAAAGCCAGAGCCAUGGCUGUUACCCGCAGCACUUCCUCCACUUCCUCUGGAUCCAACUCCAACACCAUCCUGGUGCCCGUCAGCUGGAGGCGACCACAGUCAUCUCAGAAAAGAACCAGAGAGAAGCUGGUGAACGUUUUGUCUCUUUGUGGACAAGAAGUUGGACUCACAAAGAACCCAUCUGUGAUCUUCUCAUCGUGUGGCGACUUGGACAUGAUGGAGGUGCGAGAGAGUGGCGUGUCAUCGGAGGAGGGCGGGACUAGAGAGGACACACUCGAUGACACCGCCAGUGAGCAGCAGUUCAGGGUUUUCAGAGACUUUGACUUCCUGGAUGUGGAGCUAGAGGACGGAGAGGAGCUCCAGGGCGAGACUGUCGAUAACUUUAAUUGGGGCGUGCGUCGGCGAUCUCUGGACAGCACGGAGCUGGGGGACAUGUUAGAGGAGAGCCAGCACUCAGGCAGCACUCCCAGCCUGGGUCACGAGGACCCCCACGAUUCGGAUGAGUCGUCAGAGGAGGAGGAGUCUUCAACCAGCCAGAGCCUCUCUCACUCUCAGCUCACUAACCCUUCUCCAUCAGAGGAGACAAAUCACACCGAUUCUCUGUCGACUUCUUAUGACACAUCUGCCGACCCACUUUCGUUCAAUGCCACCACACCAGGCCAUGGGGGCAUCCUUGAUGACCUCAGCGGCCUACAUGGGAGGGUGUAUGGAUGUGAGGAUGAGGACACUCAAGCCCAGGACGACGAGCUGUCCCUGAGCACCAACGAGCUCCCUCACGGCUCAGACUGCGGCGAGAGCCUCACCCUGGAGCUGCCGGGGCAGCCUCAGGAUCAGCUGCCCAACCAGGACCACCGCCUCAAUCCAGACUACUGCCAACCACCGCUGGACUUUCUAGACCCCAACUGUCUGCCCAGCUUACGUGAUGAUGUAGAUGACUUGGAAGACCUUGGUUUUCCUCCUCCCCCCUCUCCAUUUUUCUCCGCCAUCUUGGCAGCCUUCCAACCGACAGUGUGUGACGAUGCAGAGGACGCGUGGCGCUGUCAUAUCAACCAGCUCGUGACAGACUCAGAUGGGUCCUGCGCCGUGUACACGUUCCAAGUCUUCUCCUCUCUCUUUAAGAACAUCCAGGGGAAGUUCUGCACCCUGACGACUGAUGUUGCUACUUACCUGGGAGAGGGCUUGAGGGGCAUUGGAUCAAAGUUCCAAAGGUCCUCACAGAUGCUAACCACUUGCUCCGAUUGUCCCACAAUCUACAUCGAUGCUGAUACGAUCAUGUCCUAUGGUCUCCUUGAAAAGAUGAAGUUCAGUGCACUGGAGCUGCAGGAAUACCUGGACACCUACAACACCAAAGAGGAGGCUGCUGUAUUGUGGCUGAGGAACUGUAGGGACACAUUUCCACGGUGUCCUGGUGAGAGCGUAGUUUCAUGCCAGCCCGGAGACUCGGAGGAGAAGCAAAUGGAGUCUCUUGCACAACUGGAGCUUUGUCAGAGGCUCUACAAGCUGCACUUCCAGCUGCUCCUCCUCUUCCAGUCAUACUGCUCGCUCAUUGGUCAGGUUCAUGCCAUCAGCUCUGUGCCUGAGCUGCUGAACAUGUCUCGAGAGCUCACCGAUCUGAAGACCAGCCUGCAGGCGGCCGAGGCGGCAGUGGCCAGCGACCUGGAGCAGAAGCUCUUGGCCCACGCUCACGCUCACGCCACCCAGGCGGCAGCCGUGGUCGUGCCCAGCUUCCCCAGCUCAGAGGCAGCCGUUCAGGCCAUACUGGAGUGCCUUAAGAACCUCGAGUUCACCAAAGCUGUGCGCUACAUCCAGGAGUGCAGGAGGCAGUGGCCCAGUGGAGUGUUCGGUGGCAGCUCAGAGACCGAGGUCCAGACGCUGCUCAACAUCUAUUUUCGGCACCAGACGCUGGGCCAGACGGGAACCAUCGCCCUGGUCGGCUCCCGCCAGGACCUCAGCCUGAUCUGCUCCAAGCUGCUGGAGCUCAACGGGGAGAUCCGCGACAUGAUCCGCCGCGCCCAGGGUUACCGGGUCGUCACAACCUACCUCCCCGACUCCAGCGUUUCCGGGACCAGCCUCUGACAGGACCUCAGGAGCUCCCCCCCUCCCCUUCCUUCCCCACCCUCACCUCCCCCAUCACUGCAGCCGCUGACCCUUCCAAGACCCCCUCCACCUCCCUCUGCUCUGGAAGAGGAGGCCCAGCACCCUCAUACCUGGCCUUUGCCUCCUCCUGUGUUUCUGCUGCCCCGGUUGCACAGCUCCAGGCAGAUCCCUGCCCACCGCCCCGCCCCCCACUAGAGCCACAACCACAUUCAGAGCGUGAGCCAGACUUUUCUCUCCUCUCCUCAUCCUCCACUUCAGACUCUGAUUCCUCUUUUGCCAAACCUCCAGAUCUUUUCUCAUCACGUAGCUGCUCAAACACCCCGGGCCAAACAGAUUUUAAUCUGCCACACACACGAGAGCCAAGGAGGAGUUAUCUUGAUGAGAACACUAAUCUUUAUUAUCCUUUGAGAGGACGCUCAUCACACAGAUCCCCGCUGUCACAUUUAAACAGCACCAGACACUCAAUAUCAUCUCUUACAUCAGACACAUUACUGACUGUAGCGUCAGAACCCAACUUACUUUCACACCAUGACACAAACGCCUCGCCCAUACCCCCACCCGGCUCCCAUCUCCCACACAUCCCCCGCUCUCCGUACAAACACUCCAGCCCGUCCCCAGCUCUGCACCCUGGCCCCGACACAGUCUUAACCCGCGGCCCUGUCCCGUCUUCAUCCCUCCUCCCUCCCCCUCCUCCCCCUCCCCCUCCUCCCUGCCCCACCGCUCCAGGAGAGGGGGCAGCGUGGGGUUGUUGCUGCUCCCUCGGUGGAGCCGCUACGCCCCUAUCUCGCUACCUGGGGAAGGUGGGGCACGCCGCCCUGCCCCUAUUGAACGUAGGGGGGCUCCUGAAUGAUGAACCGUCAGACGUUCAGACCUGAGACGUCUAAACUCACCGUGACAGAGAACUAAUGACUUCUGACCAACCGGAAGAUCUUUCAAUCUGAAAAGGAGAACAUGACACACCAGAGACACUUGGAGAUUUUAACGGUUUAAGAAGAGCGACUCAUGACCCAGAAAUAAUGGGAUGUAUCACUGAACCCACUGGAUACUACAAAAUGCUGUAUGCUGACAAAGAUGACCUGAUGUUAUUCUAUCUGAGAACGAGCUUCGCUUUGCAGCUUCAUGUUGUGGAAUUGAUGUGCGUGUAGUUGAAGUUCUCCUCAUUCAGCACAGAAUCUGCUCGGCUCAGAUUUUGAACUUGCUUCCAGAGGAACUCGAGACCUGAUGAACUUGAUUUACUGCUACUGCCUCUUUCAGGAAGGACACCAUUGGCUGGUUGUAUCACCGGUGAGGAAACUACCUGCGACACUGCGUUCUAUAACUGGUUACAGUUUUCGCUAUUGCACUAAAUGGAAUUUUGGUAUUAAAUGGAAAAAUGUUACAGGAGGGCAGUUACUUUACUGUUUUUGUUACUGUGAGAGAAAGGGCCGUCACUUUUACUGAGAGGGAAAAGCCAAAACCUGGAGUGACUCCUCUCUCCUGUUGUGUCUGCUGUUUUGAGAAACCGUGCAAUGCAUGACGCAGCUCGAUGCUUUCUACUGUACGCCCACAUCCCUUCUGCUCCCUGAGAGUCUGCCCCCUCCAGACUGACUGAAAAGACUGAUAGAGAAAGAGCGGAUGCAAAAUAUUCAAGAGUAAUUCCUAAUGCUGCCCUUCGCUCUGUUUAUAUUCUGUGUCAGCUUGUCCUCCGGCUACUGAUGUAAACAAUGGUGGACUAUUCAUGCCGUUAUCUGUGAGUGAGGCACACUCCUCUGUGGCUAGUUGUAGCAUCAUUAGUGAGUGUGCACACUGUAUAUAUCCUCCUGUCCGACACUGUAACACUUUGACCUUACAUGUUCACAUGCCAAGAGGACGGUGCAUGUAUACACUCAAAUAUUUUUGUCUUUUGUCUGUAUACUGUUAAUAGAUAUGGCCACACAACCAUAGUAGCAUAUGUCUGUGUGUGGUUUGUAGUUACCUUACACGUGAGGGAAGGCUGACAUUCAGCGCUCUCUGUUGUUGUUCAAAACUAAACUCGUGCUACUACUGAAGUUCAACACUUCCUGUCGUCUGCCACUUUUUGUGACUCUCCUUCGUCCGUCCCCCCCCCCCAUGAGUAGUCACUUCCCCUUCGCUGGACAAAUGUCUUCUCCCUAUUUAUAUCUGAUCAGCUAUGAAUCAACUCAUUUGACCUAGGUUUUAUAUUGAUGUAUUGUCCUCUCAAACUGCCAUGCAUGCAUCUUCUGUGUACUGUAUGGAGUGUUGGAACUAUUUAUUAACAAUCAUGUUUGUAUGAGGUACAAAAGGGAGCUUUGAGCUCAUGCGGGUGUCCCCCCAGUAGAGUGGGAGAAUGUGUGUGUGUGCAUGCCAAACAUGAAAUUGCACAUUUUUAAAGCUUUUUAGAUGAAGACUGUAGUUGUUUUUUUCACCUUGUAAAUACUUUUACAGCCUUUGUGAAGUUGUUUUGAGUUGAUGCUCUGUUCAAGUCGGUGUCAAAGUAAAGACAUAUCAAUUA